Molecule: messenger RNA, 267 nt
Organism: Sphenostylis stenocarpa
Lineage: Eukaryota; Viridiplantae; Streptophyta; Magnoliopsida; Fabales; Fabaceae
Source: the annotation of a GenBank genome assembly
AUGACGUUGGAUUGCAUGGAUAGAAAUGCGGCGAAUACACACUGUUGUAUUUCAGUCUUCACUGAGUUAGAGGAACCAAUGUCACGUGUGGGCACAACUGGUUCUGGUUGGAACUUGCAAGAAAACGAUUCUUCUCUAAAAGGUGAACUCUUGGUUGACAAGAAAGCUCACUCUAUCAAAGAAAAUUAUUUCGAUGAAGAGACUCAAGAAUACAAUGACAAGAAGGCUUGGAAGAGGUUGAUAAAGAGGUCAAUGAUGCUUAAAUAA